UUUCAGACAUUGAGCAGACCACGUGUCUGACUCAGAUAUAAAUCGGCCGUUACGAUGUUGCCACGUAAGGCAAUCUGUCAACCAUACAUAUAAUAUAAUAUAAUACAAAUUCAAUUUCAAAUCAAUCGACUGCUACGGCUCCGAACAUGAGAAGGGGGAAAAAAUGCUGAUUUAGACCAAAGUCCCAUCGCAAGUACAUCAUCAAAAUCUAUGUCAAACAGGUAUGUUAUAUAUUUCGUUUUCUCUCUUGGAUCUGAACCAACCAUGUCAUAAGAGUAAUGUUUUCCUCCGGUUUCUCGGAAACCAAACACCGCUUUCUUUCUUUAUCAAUCUCAAGCUUCACACUUGUCUCGGCAAAAGGAAAAAUCUCGACUUUUUUUUUUUCUGGGUGAGAGAAAAAUCUGAACCUUUACCAGAAACAGAUAACACUAAAAACCCACGUAGAUCGUACUGUAAAGGUUGAUCCUUUUACGGGAUCCACCAUCAUGGCCGUUGAUUCGGCUGAUAAGCGGCACGUCGUCGUCAAGAUCAACGGUGACGGCGGUCAAUACGCCGGCGGUUUCGACUUCUUGGGUCGGUCGGAGGAGACGGAUCCGCCGUCGAGGCUCAUCGAUCGUUUCCUCCACCAGCAGAAAGCUUCCGGCGAGUUCUCACUCGACAUGGACAUCAACAUGGCGGAGCUACAGAGCAACACCACGCCGCCACGUGGCCUGACGGCGAUUUCUGAAUCUCCGUCUCCGGCGACGGCGAGUUACCGUGAGACUAACGGAAAUACUGACGCCGUUAGAUGGAGACAGAGCACGGUCCUGAAUUCGCCGGCGCAAAUGGGCGGUGACUGCAGUGGCGACGAAGAAGAGGAAGAUGAAGCAGAGGUUGUUCACUGCAGCUCGAACAGGUCGUUGAGGAACAAAACUCUGCUGAAGACAAAGACGAGAUCCAGGUUGUUGGAUCCGCCGACGCCGGCGCAUCCAUCGACGGACAGGACAGAGAUGAAGUCUGGUCGGAUUCGGAAAUCUGGGUUUAUGGGGAAGAGCCCUAAGACGGCGACGGCCACGCCUCGCGGUGUUGGCACAGUGGAGGAGGAGGAAGAAGAAGAUCCAUUUUCCGACGAGGACUUGCCUGAAAAGUUCAAGAAGGGUAAACUCAGCAUCUGGGUUUUGUUAGAGUGGAUAAGCCUGAUUCUGAUCGUAGCUGGUCUGGUCUGCAUCCUCACUGUCCCUUACUUGCGCGGCAAGAAACUGUGGAACCUAGAUCUAUGGAAAUGGGAUGUAAUGAUUCUGAUUUUGAUAUGUGGAGGACUGGUUUCGAGUUGGAUAGUGAGGAUUGUGGUGUUCUUCAUUGAGAGCAACUUCCUUUUGAGAAAGAGGGUUCUGUACUUCGUGUACGGCAUCCGAAAACCGGUUCAGAACUGCCUGUGGCUCGGGCUCGUGUUGAUCGCUUGGCAUUUCUUGUUCGACAAGAAAGUCGAGAGAGAGACUCGGAGCUCGCCGCUUAAGUAUGUCACCAAGGCUUUGAUCUGCUUGCUCGUCGCUGUCAUCAUCUGGCUGGUGAAAACCCUUCUGGUUAAGGUUCUUGCCUCUUCAUUCCACAUGAGCACAUACUUUGAUCGGAUUCAAGAAUCGUUAUUCACGCAGUACGUAAUCGAAGCUCUCUCGGGUCCUCCUCCGAUCGAGAUCCAGAGAACCGAGGAAGAGGAAGGGAAACUCAAGAACGAGGUGAAGAGAGGAGAUUCAUUGCCACAGGGUCUAAAGGGAAAGGCCGUUGUAGGAAGUGGAAGGUCACAGAAAAGUCCUGCGAUUUCUAGGGUUUGUUCGAAGAAGGAGAAAGACGAAGAAGACGGGAUAAGGAUCGAUCAUUUGCAGAGACUGAACACUAAGAACGUCUCGGCAUGGAGGAUGAAGAGACUGAUAAACAUUAUCCGAAAGGGAUCCCUUUCAACUUUAGACGAACAGAUUCAGGAGGCCACAGAGAUAAGAAGCGAAUACGAAGCAAAACUCGCAGCGAGGAAGAUUUUUCAGAAUGUUGCAGAACCAGGAUCCAAGUACAUAUAUUUCGAAGAUCUUCUACGAUUUCUGUCAGAAGAAGAGGCUGAAAGGGCAAUGGGACUCUUCGAAGGAGCUUCUGAAAGCCGUCGGUUAACCAAAUAUUGUCUGAAAAACUGGGUGGUUAACGCGUUUCGGGAAAGGAGGGCGCUUGCCUUAACACUGAACGACACCAAAACGGCGGUGAACAAGCUUCAUCACAUCGUCAAUGUGUUGGUGGCCAUUGUUAUAGCAGUCAUCUCGCUUCUUAUACUCGGAAUCGCCACAACGAAAUUCUUGCUUCUGAUAAGCUCUCAGCUCCUGCUCGCGGCAUUCGUGUUUGGAAACUCGUGCAAGACCAUCUUUGAAGCUAUCAUCUUCCUCUUCGUUAUGCAUCCUUUUGAUGUCGGUGACCGUUGCGAAAUCGAUGGCGUCCAGAUGAUCGUAGAAGAGAUGAACAUCUUGACGACAGUUUUUCUCCGAUACGAUAACCAGAAGAUCGUUUACCCGAACAGCCUUCUCGGAACGAAAUCGAUCGCGAAUUACUACCGCAGUCCCGACAUGGGAGACGCAAUCGAGUUCUUCAUCCACAUCACUACUCCAUCCGAUAAGAUCUCCGCCAUGAAACAGAGGAUUCUCAGUUACGUGGACAUCAAGAAAGAGCAUUGGUAUCCAGCUCCGAUGAUCGUGUUCAAAGACAUGAACGGUCUGAACAGCGUGAAGAUUGCCGUGUGGCUCACGCAUAGGAUGAACCAUCAGGACAUGGGAGAAAGAUGGACGAGGAGAGGUCAAUUACUGGAAGAGAUGGCCAAAAUCUGCAGAGAACUCGAUAUUCAGUACCGCUUGUACCCUCUGGACAUCAACGUCUUAAGCUUUCCUCAAGUCGUGUCUGAUCGUCUUCCUCCUGGUUGGCUCCAGCAACAUGGGAACUGAAAAAAAAAAAAAUCUGUAACAACAAGUUUGUGUUUUUUUGGGUUCAUCGUGAAAGAAGAGAGAGAAAGAGAGAUUCUUCCGUUUUUUGCGAGAAGAUGGAUCUGUUUUUUUAAUAACUCUUGAAUUUUUUUAAUAAUCCGAAAGUUUCGAAUA
Molecule: messenger RNA, 3107 nt
Organism: Tarenaya hassleriana
Lineage: Eukaryota; Viridiplantae; Streptophyta; Magnoliopsida; Brassicales; Cleomaceae
Product: mechanosensitive ion channel protein 4-like
Exons: 6
Coding region: 486-2954 (822 amino acids)
Biological process (GO): transmembrane transport; monoatomic anion transport
Cellular component (GO): plasma membrane
Molecular function (GO): mechanosensitive monoatomic ion channel activity
Source: RefSeq, a predicted model, not a curated record